Molecule: messenger RNA, 1322 nt
Organism: Lecanosticta acicola
Lineage: Eukaryota; Fungi; Ascomycota; Dothideomycetes; Mycosphaerellales; Mycosphaerellaceae
Source: the annotation of a GenBank genome assembly
AUGCAGUUCAAGGCCAUUCUCGUUGCGGCAGCGACCAUUGCGUCGUCUGUUGCCCAAAACACACCCACUCUUGCUGCUGCCCUUAACAGCACGUCGCAGCUGUCGGACCUCAAUACCCUGCUUGGACAGUAUCCAUCUCGUAUGUCGCCGCAAAACAUUGCUCGGAGCAUUUGACUUACGGUUUCCAGUCCUUGCAACCCUCGGCAAUGCUACCAACUUGACCGUCCUGGCCCCAAGCAAUACUGCCUUGAUGUCAUUGAUGAACAGUUCGAUGGCGAACAACUCCCAAUACGUCCAGGCUCUGCUCAGCUACCACGUCCUGAACAUGACCGUCCGAUCGCAGAACAUCUCUACCACCCCGGCUUUCGUACACACCCUGCUCAACAACACCAUGUACGCCAACGUUUCAAGGGGACAAGUUGUUGGCGCACGUAGGGCAAGCGGAAACAAUGGCACUGUUCAGUUCAUUUCCGGUCUUGGACAGAGGUCGAACGUCACCAUGGCUGUAUGGUCUCUCCCUCAAUGAUGUGUUGGAGUGUGCGCUGACACAGUCUUCCCCACAGGACGUCAACGUGACCAACGGUGUUGUGCACAUCAUCGACAUGCCGUUGACCAUCCCCGAAAACGCUUCCUCUACCGCCUUGGCUGCUAACUUGACCGCGUUUGCCGGUGCUCUGAGAGCUACAAACCUCACAAACACCAUCGACCGUGCCCGCGACUACACCAUAUUCGUUCCCUCCAACAUGGCUUUCAGCUCCAUCGGCUCGGUUCUUCCAUCUCUCUCCACCACGCAGGCUACAUCUCUCCUGGAAUAUCACGUCCUCAACGGCACCGUCGCCUACUCUCCCCUCCUCACCAGCAACUCCACUGUUCGUUCCAUGGCCGGCUCCAACCUCAACAUCACCAACGAGAAUGGCGAAAUCUUCGUUAACUCAGCCCGUGUCAUCGCCGCUGACAUCUUGACUGAUGGAGGUGUCAUUCACAUCAUCGACUCUGUCUUGAACCCCAACAGCACCCUGAAGCCCAACCCCAGCGUCCAAAGCGGCGUUCCAGCUUUCUCUGGAGCCUCCAGCGGUGCCGUUCCGUACACUUCUGGCAUAACCAUGAUGAGCCAGACCAUGACAGACGAUUAUUUGACCAUGACGACGGACGCCGUUGCGGCGGGAUACACCACCGCUCCUUCUGGUGCUCUGUCCUCUGCUGGUGCUGCCGCUAGCAGCGCGAGAGCUUCUUCUUCUAGCCAUGGUGCCGCAGCUAUGCCUACUGCUGCCAUGGGUGCUGCUGCACUCUUCGGUGGUGCCGCUUGGAUGGCGAACUUCUAG